UUUAGUCACACACACGGCUGCAGGCCCCCCCCACCCCACACACACACACACCAACACAAAAAAAGAAGCCAAGCAGGAAUAUCAGUGCAUAGAAGAAGAAGAGACCUCGGCCUGGACGUGCUCGCCUGUGGGAAGUGAGGAACCCUUUCCUUUCACAACUCCUCCUCUUUCUCCCCCCCUGAAAGAAAAAAAAAAAAAAGCAAAAUGGGUGACUUGCCGGAGGACGGCUCGUUCAUGUUCACGUCGGAGUCUGUGGGGGAAGGACAUCCAGACAAGAUUUGCGACCAGAUCAGCGACGCCGUCCUGGAUGCCCACCUCAAGCAGGACCCCAACGCCAAAGUGGCGUGUGAGACGGUGUGUAAGACGGGCAUGGUGCUGCUCUGUGGAGAGAUCACGUCCCGGGCCAACGUGGACUACCAGAAGGUGGUGAGGGACGCCAUCAAACACAUCGGCUACGACAACUCCGAUAAAGGUUUCGACUACAAGACGUGUAACGUUCUGGUGGCUCUGGAGCAGCAGAGUCCAGACAUCGCUCAGGGGGUCCAUGUGGACCGCAAGGAGGAGGACAUUGGCGCCGGGGACCAGGGUCUGAUGUUCGGCUACGCCACCGAUGAGACGGAGGAGUGCAUGCCUCUCACCAUCGUCUUAGCCCACAAACUCAAUUCCAAGAUGGCGGAACUCAGACGCAACGGAACCAUUCCGUGGCUGCGCCCAGACUCCAAAACCCAGGUGACGGUGCAUUAUGACCAGAAAGAUGGCGCUGUCAUCCCCAGGAGGGUCCACACCAUCGUCAUCUCCGUGCAACACGACGACUACAUUUCUCUGGAAGAGCAGAAGAAGGUCCUCAAGGAGAAGGUGAUCAACGCUGUGGUUCCCGCCAAGUACUUGGACGACAAGACCAUCUACCACCUGCAGCCCAGCGGCCGCUUCGUCAUCGGAGGACCUCAGGGAGACGCUGGCGUCACAGGCCGUAAGAUCAUCGUGGACACGUACGGAGGCUGGGGCGCUCACGGGGGCGGAGCUUUCUCGGGCAAAGACUUCUCCAAAGUGGACCGCUCGGCCGCUUACGCCGCUCGCUGGGUGGCCAAGUCCUUGGUCAAGGCCAAGCUAUGCAGGAGGGUUCUGGUCCAGGUGUCCUACGCCAUCGGGGUGGCUCACCCUCUGUCCAUCUCCUUGUUCACCUACGGCUCCUCCAGUAAAACCGAGUCUGAGCUGCUCCACAUCGUCAACAAGAACUUUGACCUGAGGCCAGGGGUCAUUGUCAGGGAACUGCAGCUGAAGAGGCCCAUCUACCAGCAGACGGCCACCUACGGCCACUUUGGUCGGGCAGAGUUUACUUGGGAGAUUCCCAAAAAGCUGGUUGUGUAAAAGGCUCAACUGAAUCAACACAAGCUAAAAAGAAAUCAAAGCAAAGUUCUCCAUGGGGGGUAGGGGUGGAGGAGGAGGAGGUGAGGCUACGUAAGCUCUCCUGGGAACCAGAAGAGCAAACAUUGCUGGGGACGUCCAUCUUCUCUUCCAUCCUAUCAAUUGUUGCUUGCUGCUUGCUCUUCAUCCUCCUCUUUACCAAUAAAUGUCCAAUCACGAAUCGCCACCACCUCAAGGAAUCUUUCCAGCCCCAAUUCCUGCUCAACAAACAGGUCAACAGGAAGUGGGGGGCGGGAGAGGGGGGGUCCAGUUCCAUAAAAGCAUGUUACAGUUACACUAAAUGCCAGCGAGCCACUAUUGCCUUAUUUUCCUAAGCGCUGCUUACCGAGUGCCUUACUUUGUCUCUGACUUGGUUUCUUCCUCUUCACUUCCUGUCCGUGGCCCGGCCUGGCGCCUUGAAACAAACGCACCAAUGCAUCAGCUAAUUUGGGAGAGUGGGGGGGAGGGCAUGUUGACUUUUUUGCAAGGUCUUAAUUGUACAGAAAGUAUUGAUUGAAUUCCUCCGUGGAAUAUUCCAUCAGCGGCUGUUGUGAUCCACGUCCUUUAUACUCGCAUGUCUGGACAUUGUAAAUAAUUUCACACUGAAAAUUAAAGCUAUCGAUUCAAA
Messenger RNA from Doryrhamphus excisus (bluestripe pipefish), 2032 nucleotides. It is a transcript of the gene mat1a, whose product is annotated as methionine adenosyltransferase 1A. Gene Ontology annotation, biological process: S-adenosylmethionine biosynthetic process. NCBI's taxonomy places the organism in Eukaryota, Metazoa, Chordata, Actinopteri, Syngnathiformes, Syngnathidae. The record is from RefSeq and is a predicted model, not a curated record. Gene Ontology annotation, molecular function: methionine adenosyltransferase activity; ATP binding.